UCUCUCUCUCUCUGAGAGUCAAUCAGUCAAUCAACUAAAACGACUCCAUCUUACCUUCUUUGUUUGCAAUUUACAAAGACUGACUUUGAAAAGUCGAAACAUAGAUUAGUGUCUGUGAAUGGAAAAUUACAGUUCCUUCUCGGUCAACGGUCUAUCCAGACACCCUCCACCUCCUCCCCCACCAUCGCCGCCGCUGCCUAUAUUCUUUUCUAAUUCAUCCCAUUCCAUCACAAACCCAGAACAUUUAUUCCCGUCUUCAUACUCUGUGCCUGCGUCUGGAAUCCGUCUCUCAGGAGGUUGCAGAGCCCGGGGGAAAGUUGUAUCAACUGUGCCGACAUGUAUGGUUAUUCAGCUCCAGCUGAUUCUUCUCAUCAGUCUGCUUAUGCCCAUUCGGCGUCCUUUGAUGGCUCGGUUCAUAGUCAGGGUGUAGAGAUACUUUCCUCAUUGUACUCGUCUCAGAAGUCCUUGAAGGUCUUACUCUUACAUGGGAAUUUAGAUAUUUGGGUCUGUGAGGCCAGAAAUCUUCCCAACAUGGACAAAUUUCAUAAAAGCUUAGAAGGCAUUUUUGGGGGAUUGCCAAAGAAUCUAACCAGCAAGUUCGAAGGGAAGAUUUCCUCUAAGAAUACCAGCGAUCCUUAUGUCACGAUUUCAGUAGCCAAUGCCGUAGUUGGGAGGACUUAUGUGGUCAGCAACAGCGAGAACCCUGCUUGGAUGCAGCACUUUUAUGUUCCUGUAGCACAUUAUGCCGCAGAGGUUCAUUUUUCUGUCAAAGACAAUGAUGUCGUGGGCUCCCAGAUUAUAGGUUUUGUGGGGAUCCCGGUGGAGCAGAUACGCUCAGGAGCAAAAGUUGAGGGAACUUACCCAAUCCUCGACGCGAGCGGGAAGCCCUGUAACCCUGGAGCUGUCUUGAGAGUUUCAAUUCAGUAUACUCCUGUAGAGAAAUUGAACAUUUACCAUCAUGGAGUUGGGCCUGGUCCUGAUUAUGUUGGUGUUCCAGGCACGUAUUUUCCACUGAGAAAAGGUGGAAGAGUUACACUCUAUCAAGAUGCUCAUGUUCCUGAUGGUUACCUCCCAACCCUGAAGCUUGAUAAUGGCUUACACUAUGGGCAUGGGAAGUGCUGGCAUGACAUCUUUGAAGCAAUAAGUCAGGCUCGCCACUUAAUUUACAUUACUGGGUGGUCAGUGUACCACAAUGUGAGACUGGUCCGAGAUGGUUGUGCAUCCAACUCCACCCUGGGGGACCUUCUCAAGUCGAAGUCACAGGAAGGUGUGAGAAUUCUGCUUCUUGUAUGGGAUGAUCCAACUUCACAUAAUGCUUUGGGUUACAAAAUGGAAGGACUGAUGCAAACUCAUGAUGAGGAAACCUACAAGUUUCUGAAGAACUCUUCAGUCAAAGUUUUACUUUGUCCCCGAUCUGCUGGGAAAAAGCAUAGCUGGGUCAAAAAGCAGGAAGUUGGGACAAUCUAUACCCAUCAUCAGAAAUGUGUGAUUGUGGAUGCUGAUGCUGGUCAUAAUAAAAGAAAAAUCAUAGCUUUUGUUGGAGGACUUGAUUUAUGUGAUGGGCGAUAUGAUACUCCAAAUCAUCCUAUAUUUAGGACAUUGCAGUCGGUGCAUAAAGAUGACUUUCAUAACCCUACUUUCAAGGGGUCAGAUGUUGGCUGUCCAAGAGAACCAUGGCAUGAUUUGCAUUGUAAAAUUGAUGGUUCAGCAGCCUAUGAUGUUCUGAUCAACUUUGAAGAACGUUGGUUGAAAGCUUCAAAAGCCCAUGGGUUAAGAAAAUUGAAAACGUCUACAUCUGGUGAUGAUCUACUAAGGAUAGAAAGAAUACCUGAGAUCAUUGGGAUGCCUGAUGCUCCUUGCAUAAGUGAGACUGAUCCAGAGACUUGGCAUGUCCAGGUCUUUCGUUCCAUUGAUUCAAACUCUGUGAAAGGCUUCCCUAAGGAUCCCAGAGAUGCUACAAAUAAGAACUUGGUUUGCAGUAAGAAUGUAUUGAUUGACAUGAGCAUACAUACAGCUUAUGUCAAGGCCAUCCGAGCUGCCCAACAUUUCAUCUAUAUUGAGAACCAAUACUUCCUUGGUUCAUCAUAUAAUUGGGCUUCAUACAAAGACACAGGUGCCAACAAUUUAAUACCUAUGGAGAUUGCACUAAAAAUUGCUAAUAAAAUCAGAGCAAAUGAAAGAUUUGCUGCUUAUAUAGUUAUUCCAAUGUGGCCAGAGGGUGUUCCAACAAGCACUGCUAUGCAACGGAUUCUCUUUUGGCAGAAUAAAACGAUGGAAAUGAUGUAUGAGACGAUUUACAAAGCUUUGGAAGAGGUCGGUCUUGAGAAGACAUAUGUACCAGAAGAUUAUUUGAAUUUCUUCUGCCUCGGCAACCGUGAAGUUCUAGAUGGGAGUGGCACUCCAUAUGUUGGAAGUUCAAUUACAGCUGACACUCCUGAAGCCCGCACUCAGAAGAGUCGACGCUUCAUGAUCUAUGUUCAUUCAAAAGGAAUGAUAGUUGAUGAUGAGUAUGUUAUAUUGGGUUCUGCAAACAUUAACCAGCGCUCCAUGGAGGGUACCAGAGACACAGAGAUUGCAAUGGGUGCUUAUCAACCAUCACAUACGUGGGCUAGAAAACUGUCUAGUCCAAAGGGGCAGAUCUAUGGGUAUAGGAUGUCACUCUGGACAGAGCACAUUGGAUCUGUUGAACAAUGCUUUACACAACCUGAGAGCCUUGAAUGUGUUAGGCGGGUUAGGUCACUGGGAGAGUUGAAUUGGAGACAAUUUGCAGCUGAUGAUGUAACAGAGAUGACUGGACACCUCCUAAAGUACCCAGUUGAAGUUGACCCAAUGGGCAAGGUGAAACCUCUUCCUGGAUGUCAAAAUUUCCCAGACGUGGGAGGGAGCAUAGUGGGAACAUUUUCAUUUUCUGCUAUUCAAGAAAAUCUUACCAUCUGAUGCAUCCAUAUGCUAUGGCUACACUUCAAAAGUUCAGAAUUUGAAAUAAGAUACAAAUCAAGCAGUAUUAGUGCAUUGAUGUAAUUGUUCUUGCAAAUCCAAAUCUAAAGUUUUCCACCUGAUAUUGUGUACAAUGAUAUUUUUACAUCAUUCAAUUGGUAUGAGUUCUCCCAGUCUUCCACCCAAUUACGUGUAUGAAAACAUUUUUACAUCAUUCAAUUGAUACGAGUCCUCCCAGGUUUAAUUUGUUUC
Messenger RNA from Nelumbo nucifera (sacred lotus), 3189 nucleotides. RefSeq names its product phospholipase D beta 1-like. Gene Ontology annotation, biological process: phospholipid catabolic process; phosphatidylcholine metabolic process. Lineage: Eukaryota; Viridiplantae; Streptophyta; Magnoliopsida; Proteales; Nelumbonaceae. The record is from RefSeq and is a predicted model, not a curated record. Gene Ontology annotation, molecular function: calcium ion binding; D-type glycerophospholipase activity. Gene Ontology annotation, cellular component: plasma membrane.